Spodoptera littoralis (African cotton leafworm) is the source of this 2124-nucleotide messenger RNA. Lineage: Eukaryota; Metazoa; Arthropoda; Insecta; Lepidoptera; Noctuidae. The record is from the annotation of a GenBank genome assembly.
AUGCGUCGAGUUUGGUGUAAUUUACAAAGUCAUAUAGUGAAAAUGGCAAAUCUUCCUCCGCGUAAAGUGUCUUCCUCGAGUAAAGCAAAACAAGAUGCUUCACCUCUUCAAAUUCUUUUGCAAAUGGGAUUUCCGAGGCACCGGGCAUUAAAAGCACUGUCUGCGACAGGCAACCGCAGUGUCCAAUUGGCGUCUGAUUGGCUUCUGACUCAUGUGAAUGAUGCCUAUAUUGAUUCGGAUGAACCAAGGGAAUACAUCUUCUAUGCCAGUCCUACGGGACCCUUGUUGAGCCAGCUCCUGGAGUUCUGGGACAAAUCUAAAGAAAUCUCUGGUUGGAAUGGAGCACACAAUUUCCCGCCUCAUAUUACUCUUGUUUCAUUCUUUAAGGCUCCAGAUGAAACUUCCCUGCAACUAGGAAAAGCAGUAAAACAUGUUGUGGAGAAGGUGGGAGAUCCUCCAAACUGUCCCUUAAAACUAGAGCCCUAUGUGUCACAUAACUUUAUGGCACUGUUUGUGUCGGAAGAACAUGCAGAUUACUUGAAAAGAAUAGCUGUACAGUAUGUUAAACAAGUCUCCUCAGUGCUGGGUGUUAUGGUGGAUACAUAUGAACAUCUGGAUGCAUUGGGAACUUGUUUCCCAUGGUGCACCAUGCCUCAAGAGAAGCCUAUCAAAUCGAUCAACUUGGAAGCGCAUGUGAAGUCCUUACAUAUAACAUUGGCUUACCAUUUUGAUGUGGCCGCGUAUGAUGCUCUGAAGGCAUUGGUGGAUGACAUGCAACCUUCGGACCACUCCAGCUGGGAACUGAGGCUGUACUCCAGAGAUCCAAGAUUUGCAAACCACCAGGUUCAUAAAGUGACUCAAGGUUACGCGCCUAAAGCGAGCGAUGAGCUUGAACUAGUACUUGGCGACUAUAUUUAUAUCGAAGAAAAGGAAUUCGCUAAUACGUCUGACGGCUGGGUGCAUGGUACAUCCUGGCUUACAGGCGUCAGUGGUUAUUUGCCGGCCGUGUUCACCCGACGCACAGCGGAGUCUGACGCUUGGACACUCCAUCGAGCAAUAUCACUUGGAAACAGUUCAGAUUGUAAGUCCGAAUCUGAUUCUAAUACGGACGGCGAAAUGGCGAGUAGUUACCCUCAUGAAGACGCUGCCCAGUUGGGUCAUGAGAAGUCUGAGCAGACAUAUGAAGAAUGGGGCAAGUAUUGGACUGCUGUCGAAACCAAUAAGAGUGAUGGGAUAAUGGACGUACCGCAGAAUGUUUCCAUUGAUUGGAAGAGUAAUAGCAGCAAGUUUGGAACAGAUUCGUAUGUUAAUAAAACCGAUGAGAAACAUCGUCGCUGGCUCUUCGCGAUGCGCCAUGGGGAGCGAGUGGACCUCACGUACGGACAAUGGGUGCCUUUCUGUUUCGACCAAAACGGCACUUACACCAGGAAGGAUUUGAACUUACCCCUGAAGCUGGGGGAGAGGACUGGUGGGGCGGAUUCUUACAUGAAAGAUACUCCUUUGACGCGAGUAGGUCGUUUCCAAGCGCAACUGGUGGGCGAAGGACUGCGAAUGGCUGGCAUACCCAUCAAGCACGUGUACGCAUCGGCUGCACUGCGAUGCGUUGAAACUGCUCACGCUUUCCUUGAAGGCCUUCAAGCUGAUCCUUCAGUAAAAAUCAGGGUGGACCCUGGUCUCUUUGAGUAUAAGAUGUGGCACAUGGCUAAGGGAAUGGCACCUUUCAUGACUCCCAUGGAGAUGUACAAGGCAGGCCUGAACGUCGACCUGAGCUACAAGCCGUACGUCGACUUGGAUGUGAACACCACUGAGACCAUCGAGGAGUUCUACAAGCGGACUGAGAAGGUUAUGCAGUCUGCUGUUCGAGACACUGAAAAAUCCGGUGGCAACAUCAUAUUCGUCGGACACGCAGCAACACUGGACUUAAUGGCAGUGUCGCUUAAACUUCUCGAUGAGAAAAGAACCGACCACAAGCCCUACAAAAUCCAUGAGAAUCUUCUGAGAGUGCCGUACUGUGCCCUCGGAGCGAUGAAGGACAACCCUUGGGAGGUCGUCUGCCCUCCUUGCCCUCCUUCCAUCAACUCAAGCUCGGGAAGGUUCAACUGGAAGAUGCUUUUAGACGUUUAA